Messenger RNA from Limulus polyphemus (Atlantic horseshoe crab), 795 nucleotides. Its product is annotated as mitochondrial folate transporter/carrier-like. Gene Ontology annotation, molecular function: FAD transmembrane transporter activity; folic acid transmembrane transporter activity. The annotation marks the transcript as partial. The transcript is spliced from 4 exons. The record is from RefSeq and is a predicted model, not a curated record. Gene Ontology annotation, biological process: nucleotide transport; folate import into mitochondrion. Gene Ontology annotation, cellular component: mitochondrion. NCBI's taxonomy places the organism in Eukaryota, Metazoa, Arthropoda, Merostomata, Xiphosura, Limulidae.
AAACAGUGUAUAGGUUAGGCCUAUAUUCUGUACGAAGGUGCAGGCGUUGCGUAAUAGCUUUGGAAAGCUGAAAACUAGGCUAAAAGUAAAACUAAAAAAAUGAAAGAAGUUCGUAUUUUCUUAAAAUUGAAAAAUUAUAAGAGGAUAGUAAGAUUAUAAUGCUUAUCUUAGAAGUGUAAAUUAUAUUUUGAGAAAAAACGAGUGGAUAGUUUCUUCACGUGAGUUUCAAUGGGCCAUCAAUCUAGGAAUGGAAAUGGCAGACGAACAAGUUUCUUCGGUCUUUUUAGCCAUGUGAGAUAUGAACACCUUCUUGCUGGAGUUAGCGGUGGUGUUACAUCAACUUUAGUUCUUCAUCCGCUUGAUUUAUUAAAGAUUAGAUUUGCCGUGAAUGAUGGACAUUUGGCUGUACGACCUCAGUAUAAUGGACUGGUUAAUGCAGUCUCGUCUAUUUUUCGAGAAGAAGGUAUCCGAGGCUUGUAUCGUGGAGUUACACCAAAUUGCUGGGGAGCAGGCACGGCUUGGGGCUGCUACUUUUUAUUUUAUGACUCUAUCAAAACAUGGUUAUUGGAAGGAAAUUCCACAAGACAGCUUGGUGCUGGAAAGCACAUGUUGGCAGCAGCUGAAGCAGGAUUCCUGACUCUGAUUAUCACUAACCCCAUCUGGGUAGUCAAGACGAGGAUGUGUCUCCAGUGUGCUGGUGUUGACGUGAAUAUUCCUUCUUACAAACGAUACUCGAGCAUGGUUGAUGGUUUAGCUAAGGUUUACCGUUAUGAGGGAGUAGGUGGGCUGUACAAG